GCCGAGCCGCGCGAUGACGGGCUCCGCAGCCCUGCCCCCGCCGCUGCGCGGCCGCCCGGCCCGGCGGGAGGCGGGGGGAUUUCCAAGCGCCGGCGGCUCGCCGCUUCCUCUCCUUGUUUUGCUUUCGAUCUGGACCUUUCGCAGCCGAGGCGGAGGGAGUAACUUUUAGUUUUGCUCCCGCGAUUAUUCAGCGCCUGUUUUCAUUUCCAUUUCGCGUCCCCUGGCAACGGCGGUAACCUUGAGGAAUUAUAUAAGUGCCGCGAAGACGCGCUGGAAAGCUCCUUCCAGUGCAGGUAACAAUGCCUGUCGAAAGAAUGCGGAUGCGCCCGUGGCUGGAAGAACAAAUAAAUUCUAACACAAUACCAGGGCUGAAAUGGCUAAAUAAGGAGAAGAAGAUUUUUCAAAUUCCCUGGAUGCAUGCUGCAAGACAUGGGUGGGAUGUUGAAAAAGAUGCUCCCUUAUUUAGAAACUGGGCAAUUCACACAGGAAAAUACCAGUCAGGAGUAGAUAAACCCGACCCAAAGACAUGGAAGGCAAACUUCCGGUGUGCUAUGAACUCUCUGCCUGAUAUAGAAGAAGUGAAGGACAAAAGUAUAAAGAAAGGAAACAAUGCCUUCAGGGUGUACCGGAUGCUGCCGUUAUCUGAAAGACCUUCCAAAAAAGGAAAAAAAACGAAGUCUGAGAAGGAUGACAAAUUCAAACAAAUUAAGCAAGAGCCAGUUGAAUCAUCUUUUGGGAUUAAUGGGCUAAAUGAUGUUACUUCUGACUAUUUCCUGUCCUCCAGUAUAAAAAAUGAAGUUGACAGUACAGUGAACAUUGUAGUUGUAGGACAGCCGCACCUUGAUGGCAGCAGCGAGGAGCAGGUGAUAGUUGCCAAUCCUCCAGAUGUUUGCCAGGUGGUAGAGGUGACAACAGAAAGUGAUGAACAGCCUCUCAGCAUGAGCCAGUUGUACCCCCUACAGAUCUCCCCUGUCUCGUCCUAUGCAGAAAGUGAAACGACCGACAGUGUUCCAAGCGAUGAAGAAAAUGCAGAGGGACGACUUCAUUGGCAGAAGAAAAACAUCGAAGGCAAACAAUAUCUCAGCAAUCUGGGAAUGCGGAACACUUCUCAUAUGCUUCCCAGCAUGGCUACUUUUGUAGCCAACAAGCCUGACCUCCAGGUCACCAUCAAAGAAGAAAGCUGCCCGCUGCCUUACAACAGCUCCUGGCCGCCUUUCCCAGACAUCCCUCUGCCACAAGUAAUGUCCACAGCCUCCACUAGCAGCAGCCGGCCAGACCGCGAGACACGGGCUAGCGUCAUCAAGAAAACGUCAGACAUCACCCAGUCAAGAGUCAAGAGCUGCUAAGCUUUGACAGUGUGUUUUUUAGCUUUGUUUUGUUUGGUUUUGUAUUUUACGUUUCUCUAGGAGAGGUUCAUCCCUUGACGCACAUUAGACAAAUCUAAGGUAAAGAAAGCCUUGGCAAUAUAAAACAUUGCUGUGUCUGACUCCAGUGCCGGAGUGUUUUUAACUCAGGACUCCAGCCGUCAGUGUGUACAUCUGAACCCAAGGUGGACUUGCAGGGUUGCUACGUAGGAAAAUAAAACAAGAACUUUGGCCCACUUGCAGGUUCCAGUGUUUCAUAAGAGGACCAACUGACCACAAGGGAAGUGGUGCUGCUGCGCUUAUUGCUGUCAAGGCUGUGAUGGAACUGAAAGCCUCAGAAUGGAAGAGAAAAUGUGAACUAGCUGGAAUAUUUUUAAAUAAGAAAAAAUCUAUUGUGAAUAUUGUACAUAGUGCAGUACUAGCAACGUUGCAGUCUGCUUCUGCACCUUAUUAAGAAAGCACUUACAAAAGGCCUUUUAUUACCUUGCUCUACUUAAUGGCACAUUGAAGGUCCCUCCCCACCUGUAUUCUUUUCCAAGGCUAUUCUUGCUAAAGUGUCUCGAAAGAAUAGUGGAAAGGAAAGAAAGAUAAAACUUUCCAUGUGGAUUUCAUACAUUUUAAGACUGCUUUUCUCUUCUCGUGUUUGUUUUCUAAUCUGCUAUGCUUGAAUGCCGCGUGGUACAAUAGGGAAAAAAAAAAAACUAUU
Lagopus muta (rock ptarmigan) is the source of this 2070-nucleotide messenger RNA. RefSeq names its product interferon regulatory factor 2 (gene IRF2). Gene Ontology annotation, molecular function: DNA-binding transcription factor activity, RNA polymerase II-specific; RNA polymerase II cis-regulatory region sequence-specific DNA binding. Gene Ontology annotation, cellular component: nucleus. Gene Ontology annotation, biological process: immune system process; regulation of transcription by RNA polymerase II. Bases 300 to 1346 code for a protein of 348 amino acids. The record is from RefSeq and is a predicted model, not a curated record. Lineage: Eukaryota; Metazoa; Chordata; Aves; Galliformes; Phasianidae. The transcript is spliced from 9 exons.